This is a messenger RNA of Musca domestica (house fly), 1053 nucleotides long. RefSeq names its product protein unc-50 homolog (gene Unc50). The coding region runs from base 196 to 1002 and encodes 268 amino acids. Gene Ontology annotation, cellular component: Golgi membrane. The transcript is spliced from 4 exons. Lineage: Eukaryota; Metazoa; Arthropoda; Insecta; Diptera; Muscidae. The record is from RefSeq and is a predicted model, not a curated record.
GGACUCUGGCCCACCAAUGAUGUGUCAGAACUGUCAAAAGCAAUAACAAAAGGCGAUAAUUUUCUUUCUGAUCUUAAACGACAAAAAAUAAAACCAAACAGACGUAAAAUGCAAUAAUAUUUGUAAUAUUUAAAAUAAUAUAACAUUUUCCGCGACAUUUACGAACGAGCAUAGGUGUAAACAUAACAACAAAGAAUGAAACAAUCUACAUCGCCCACGCCUUCAGUGGUCUCCAGCUAUGUGGCCUCGAGAGGCCAAUCGCCAUUGCCUCCACCGGCUAACUAUAAGAAGAAUUGCCUCUCGGCCACAACAAAAAGCUACAAAUAUCUGAGGCGUCUGCUGAAAUUCAAUCAAAUGGAUUUCGAAUUUGCCCUAUGGCAAAUGAUUUACUUGUUUAUAGCGCCACAAAAGGUCUAUAGGAAUUUUAAUUAUAGGAAACAGACAAAAUCCCAAUUUGCUAGAGAUGAUCCUGCGUUUUUGGUGUUAUUCCUGGUUUGUCUUUGUGUUACAUCAUUGGGAUUUGCUUGGGUAUUGGGCCUGAAUAUUUGGCAAAGUAUAUCGUUUAUUUUCUAUGUCGUCUUUGUGGAUUGCAUAUUUGCUGGCAUCAUUGUGGCCACAUCUCUUUGGUUGUUUACAAAUCGCUAUUUACGUACCAGCAGUAUUGAACCCGAUGUGGAAUGGGGCUAUGCUUUUGAUGUCCACUUGAAUGCCUUCUUUCCACCCUUAAUGCUGUUGCAUUUUAUCCAAUUGUUUUUCUACAAUUGGUUAAUAAGCAAGCCCUGGUUUAUAUCGAAUUUUCUGGGAAACACUUUUUGGCUCUUGGCCCUAAGCUAUUAUGUUUAUAUCACAUUUUUGGGAUAUAAUUGUAUUCCACAUUUGAAGAACACCCGUCUUAUUCUCAUUCCUCUGCCCAUAAUAUUUUUGUUUUAUUUAAUCACGUUAAUCAUUAGUUGGAAUGUUACCGUAUCCUUUAUAGACUUCUAUAAAUAUCGUGUAUAUUAGUUUAAAGUAGUUUUAAAAACAUAAGAAAAUAACACACAAUUGUAACAUAAA